Messenger RNA from Gymnodraco acuticeps, 3276 nucleotides. RefSeq names its product palmitoyltransferase ZDHHC3-like. Gene Ontology annotation, biological process: protein targeting to membrane; peptidyl-L-cysteine S-palmitoylation. Gene Ontology annotation, molecular function: protein-cysteine S-palmitoyltransferase activity. The record is from RefSeq and is a predicted model, not a curated record. NCBI's taxonomy places the organism in Eukaryota, Metazoa, Chordata, Actinopteri, Perciformes, Bathydraconidae. Gene Ontology annotation, cellular component: Golgi apparatus; endoplasmic reticulum.
AUGAAGAGCCCGGCGCACCGCACCAGGGACAUCGAGAGGCAAGCUGGCUACCUGAGGCCCGAGCACUGCGCCCCCCCCCCGCUGCGCUACGGCUCCGACACCAUGUGGUUCAUCCACGACGGCUGCGGCAUCGUGUGCGGCGUCAUCACCUGGUUCCUGGUCUUUUACGCCGAGUUUGUGGUGGUGUUCGUCGUGUUGCUGCCUGCCAAGAGCGUGAUCUACAGCCUCUUCAACGGGCUGAUCUUCAACGCCCUCGGGGUCCUCGCCCUCGCCUCUCAUGCUAAGGCCAUGUGCACAGACCCGGGAGCCGUGCCUAAAGGGAACGCUACCAAAGAGUUCAUCGAAAGCCUGCAGCUCAAACCCGGACAGGUGGUCUACAAGUGUCCCAAGUGCUGCAGCAUAAAGCCUGACCGAGCUCACCACUGCAGUGUGUGUAAACGCUGCAUCAAAAAGAUGGACCACCACUGUCCCUGGGUGAAUAACUGUGUCGGAGAGAGCAAUCAGAAAUACUUUGUGCUCUUCACAAUGUAUAUUUCACUCAUAUCUUUCCAUGCCCUGAUCUUGGUGGCCUUCCAUUUUGUUUUCUGCUUUGAAGAAGACUGGACAAAGUGCAGUAACUUCUCUCCACCGGCUACCGUCAUCCUCCUCAUCCUCCUCUGCUUUGAGGCUCUCCUCUUCCUGAUCUUCACUGCAGUCAUGUUUGGGACCCAGGUCCACUCCAUCUGCUCCGAUGAGACGGGUAUCGAACAGCUUAAGAAGGAGGAGAGACGAUGGGCCAAAAGGUCCAAAUGGAUGAAUUUGAAGGUGGUGUUUGGCCAUCCGUUCUCUAUAGCCUGGCUGAGCCCCUUUGCAACACCCGACCACGGCAAGGCAAACUUGUACCAGUACAUUGUGUGAAAACUGAAGCCUGGCUGAGCUCUGCUGCUGUGGACUUCCCCGAUAUCCCUUCCUAUUGGCUGGACCUCAACGAGCAUGAACUCCUCUUUACCACUUCUACAUUUUCUUUCAUUUAUGGAUAUUUUGUUGAUCAAUAUUAUCAGGGUGUUCUGUUGUGAGUUCCGUUGUCAAACAUCUUUUGGUUUUUAAAACAUUCACCCUCUUUUUAUUUUUGUUUGGCUGGUGCUGACUGAGAGUUGUUGCAACAACUUGACAAGAAGCACUUAAACCACAGCCAGAGGCGGAGUUCUUCCUGCAGUAUGUCUGAUCAUUUCCUGCUUCCAAAACUAGACAAUAAUGUGAACUCGAAACCGAAGUCCAGAAAGUUUCACUGUCCGUGUGACAAAAUGGACUCCGGAGUUUGUCUUCCUGUAAACAUUGUAAUCCUGUCUCUUCUUUAUAUGCUGUAUUCCUGUUGUUGCAAUAGUCUUUUGCUAAAUGCUGCGGGUAAUUUGCCUUAGAACAGUGCAUUAGUGAACGUUGGCCUCUGCUUUUUUGUUUAAAGAAAUGUUUAUUAUUUUUGCCUUAUCAAGACAUUCAGGGUGAGACAGGAUCUUAUUAGUUACAUAUUUUAUUAAAUGAGAUUGUCUUGUUGUUCUUUGAUGCCAGAUAGGUGGAUAAAUCCAGGUAUUUUAGGAACUGUAACUUGACACUACAUUUGAUCAAAUUUAUGUUUUGAUUUACAUACUUUUAGUCUGCACUUUAUCCCGCCUUUCUGGCUUAUCAUAUACAAACAGGUUAGGUAUGUGUUUUUUGUUUUUUGUUGUUUGGACGGGCCAUUAGCUAAUUUCCAGCCAAAACCGGAGCUGUGAAGGACAUCCAAAGGCUGUAGGACAGUUCACUGCCUUAGUUAAAGUUAUACUCUGGUUGAUAUGGCAACAGUCAAUGGUUUCCAUAGCACAAUUUAUAAUACUACAGUGAACCCUCGCUGAGCAGCUAUUUUGUCAGAAAUACGACCAAAACAAGCAGCAGUAGCUACCAAACAAAAUGAACAAUCAGCACCAUAAUCAGCUGUGCUCUGAUUUUAUGUUUGGACCUCAAGCGAAUUAAGAUAAACAGUGUGUGGGGCUUGUCCUUCAGGAGGAGUGGAUGAGAAGAUGAGAGCAGGCAACAUGAUAACAUAAUUAAAGUUUAACUAGGAACCAUCUGGUGAUUCAGAUCACAGCAGCCACACUGCCAAAUCGGAUCAGGGGCGUAAAGUAGGGCUAACUUUGGCCCCUUCAGCGUUUCCUGCACCCCUACUUAAGCCUUCCUCAGACUACUCCUGAGUUUUAAUCUGCAGCAAUAUAUUUUUUCCUCCUUGAAUUUUUUAUCGAAACACACUGUGACUAUUAAUGAAAUAAGAUUAAAGGCUUUGAGUCGCUUAUUGGUCAUUUCAAUUUGUGGCAAGAAAGGCAGACUUGCCUCUGACAAAGAAAAACACUAUACGGAGAGGUAAUAACUGAAUUAAUUUACAUCAAAUGGUUACUUGGUAUAAAUCUUGAGCUGAAAUUCAUAGAAAUCCUAUGAAUUAUAAUUUUUAAAUCACUUGGAAGGUAAGCAGUUGUGUCUAGUCCAAGAAGCGCUGCAGCUUUUAAAUGUCGAUCGUAUUUAUAAUCCAGUAGUUUGUUUUGACCAGUGUCUUUUUGAUUAUUUGACAACUCUUAUGUAGCGAAUCUAGUCGACCUCUUGGCUUCGUACCAGUUUAAAUCGGUCACCAGCAAUUGAUGGAAUUUGCUUUUCGAUAAUCCAGUUUGUCAUAGAUUGUAGUUGUGAGGCUGACUAGAGGGGAAAAGCCUGCAGGAUAAAAUGUUGGUUUGAAUUUAGGCCAGUGUAAAAUGUUCACCGAGGCCUGAAAGAUCAUAUUAGGAAUGCACGUUUUAACAGCACUGGAGCAUCCAGUGUGAGGAGGAUGUUUCACUUUUGUUGGGAAUAAUUUGGUGCAGAUAGGAAAUAGUUCACUUCAAAGCAUUUAACACUAAAAAUGCCUUUGCUGAAAUGUGUUCGAAAGCCUUACUGUAUUUAAAACAAGUGUUUUAAGGGUGAUGAAAGGACACAUUUGAACAUACAUGUUGCCAAAUUGAAUGCUUAUUGAAGUAACCAUUUCAAGAUCGAGAUAUUCUCACGAUUUAAAAAAACAAACAGGUUUUAUGAAAUGCAAACAUUUGAUCAUAUGGAGAUGCUAUGGUUGCUGUCUAGUUUACACAUACUGUACACCAGCUUUCUUCUAGAAUUGUUUAAUAUGUCCUUUGUGGUCAGGUAUGAAUAGCCUUUUUUAGUACUUACUGUGGACCACAUUUUAUUUUUGACUGGUAUUUGUUUAAAGGGGAAUGAAAUAAAAUGGUAUGUGACACAACUUUC